AGCCAGGAACUCGAAAUUUUUACAGGAUGAGGAAUUUGUUUGGACCGUGAUAUUCCCGCCGAAUCCACAUCUAUGCUCCACUGAAUUUCACAGGAUCUACGGAAUAUUCAGUUUCAGUCUCCGUGUUUCAAGAGCACCAUCCAUCACCAAUCGAACGGCACCGGUAAGGCCACGCACCCUCCACCAGGCAGGCCCGCAGCCCAGCAGCACCUGCGGCCCCCGAACUGGAAACCGUAGAAAACCCACGCCUUUGCUUUCUUUCUAGCUCCUGCUCCCCCCUUCUCUUUUCCCCAUCCGCGGCCGCUGCUGCUCUGGUCCUCCGCCAGCGAGCGAAUCGCCGGCUCGCCGCGGCGGCUGGAGGCACCUCGCCUUCGAUCAGGUCCAGAGGCAAUUUCGUUGCUGGCGAGAGGCAGAAGGGGUGGCGGCGGCUUUGGACUUUGGAGCCAACUUUCCUUGUUGCGGUGGCGGUGGCUAUUCGGCGCCAUGAGCUUCGUGUUCCGGGGGAGCAGGGCGGACAUUGAGGCCGGUGGCUUCCCGGGAUUCGCUCCCGACCGCCGCGCCAUGCGAAUUCAUGCAGGGGGCAGGCCAGUUCAUAGCAAUUCCUUGGCUUUUCUUGUCACAGUUCUUGUUUUGUUCAUGGUACUGAACUCACACCAGAUGUCUCCCAAUUUUUUGCUUUGGAUUGUUUUGGGGGUCUUCCUAAUGGCCACAAGCCUUAGAAUGUACGCCACGUGCCAGCAACUCCAAGCGCAGGCGCAAGCUCAUGCUGCAGCUGCCAAUGGUUUUCUUGGACACACUGAGCUACGUGUGCAUGUACCACCAACCAUAGCCCUUGCUACAAGAGGCCGGUUGCAGAGCCUUAGACUUCAACUGGCUCUUCUUGAUCGCGAAUUUGAUGAUUUAGACUAUGAUGCUCUGAGAGCAUUGGAUGCUGACAACAGCCCACAUGUUCCUUCUAUGAGUGAAGAAGAAAUAAAUACUCUCCCUGUCUUCAAAUACAAAGUUCAGGCACAGCAGGGUAGUACCUCCACCCGAGAAAGUGAUGGGCUACCUCAGCUGUCGACUUCUUUGACUGGGUCUGGCAAUGAGGUACUGACAAACACUGACCUGUUUCUCAAGAAAAAGCAAGCAGAUAGAACCAGCAAAACUCUAGAGGAUGAACUAACAUGCAGUGUUUGCUUAGAGCAAGUUGCAGUGGGUGAUCUGUUGAGAAGCCUACCAUGUUUGCAUCAGUUUCAUGUAAACUGCAUCGACCCAUGGCUGCGUCAACAGGGUACAUGUCCAAUCUGCAAGCACCAGGUGAGUGACGGGUGGCAUGGCGCAGGCAAUGGCGAAGAGGAUGCUUCUUAUAUGGUGUAACUAGCUGCCUAAGGAGCAGGCCUUAGCUAAUACUGUAGCUACUGACGAAACCCGUGGAGUGCUGUUCCGGGAGGCGACCAAUCUAGGGUGUGGUCUAAUCUCCGUCUAUCCUAACAAAGCGAGUGUGGAUCCAGCUGUUCAGUGUGCUGGGUUCUUGUACAACUAAUGUUCACUUCUCUCUGAUGUUUAUGCAUCAAAAGGUUGAUGAUAUGUUUUCUUCACCGGUCUUA
Panicum hallii is the source of this 1589-nucleotide messenger RNA. RefSeq names its product E3 ubiquitin-protein ligase SDIR1. The transcript has 9 exons. NCBI's taxonomy places the organism in Eukaryota, Viridiplantae, Streptophyta, Magnoliopsida, Poales, Poaceae. The coding region runs from base 484 to 1359 and encodes 291 amino acids. The record is from RefSeq and is a predicted model, not a curated record.